Helobdella robusta is the source of this 450-nucleotide messenger RNA. RefSeq lists its product as hypothetical. The coding region runs from base 1 to 450 and encodes 149 amino acids. Lineage: Eukaryota; Metazoa; Annelida; Clitellata; Rhynchobdellida; Glossiphoniidae. The transcript is spliced from 3 exons. The record is from RefSeq and is a predicted model, not a curated record.
AUGGCGAAAGAAUUUGAAAAAAUGCUGCUGAAUAUGAAAAAAUCUCUGGAGUAUAAAUUCUAUCACGAAUUCAAAACUCAUGAAAUUUCGUUGGAACACAAUUUUGAAGUUGAGUCACAAACCUCAAAAAAAGGUAACCACAGAAAUUCAAUAACCAAGUUGAGAAAAGAGUUGUUUCAUGAAAUGGUCAAGGAAUACCCCAUAACAACUUUAGAGAAAUGUCUUAGGCGCAGGAAAGUGAGGAACGCCAAUCGUAAAACGUUCAUGGCGGUGAACUGCCAGACAAAAAAUAUGGACUUCAAAGAGAAACAAAUAGUUGGAAAAGUUGACAGUGUCGUCAUUGUGGGAAAUAACGAUGACAAUGAAAAUAAUGUCCUAAAUAAUGAAGAGAGAAGGGUCUCAUCGCAAAGAUGCAAGUUGUUAGGGACAAUAAAAUUGCGAGAUAAGUAG